This is a messenger RNA of Porites lobata, 2173 nucleotides long. Lineage: Eukaryota; Metazoa; Cnidaria; Anthozoa; Scleractinia; Poritidae. The record is from the annotation of a GenBank genome assembly.
AAAUGUCCCAGUGGUCCCAGUUUUCUCCCGAAGAUAAGGUAAUAAAUUUUGCACUUUUUAUCCCUUUAAUUAAACCUCGUUCUUUAACAGCUUCAGCACCAUUGUUUUGCGCAGUUCUCAGCUAUAAGGUUUUCCCAUGCAGACCGUCAUAAUAGUUUGGGGCUGUAGGGGAGGGGGGGAGGGGGGUAAGGGAUAAAGAACUAACUUUCUCCCUGCGUAGAAAACAAAAGUUGGAAGGGUCGGAAACUCAUGUAGGAAAUUUCCGCGUGUUUAGGAACUGCUUGAACACUUUAGAAAACACCUUAAUUGUUCAUUAGUCAGUGGACAUAUGUGCGCGAUGACGUCAUUGUAAGGUUCACAAGUGCUAUGGAAAAGUUCUGUUAAAGUGCUUCUUUCUUGGAGUCUCCAUCUUGAUGUUUAAGGGUAGUGUGACUAUCAAGUAAUCGUUCAGGAAGGUGGAGCCUAUCAGAGUUGUUACCUUUGGAAGUGGAGUUCACUAAUCCUGAAUAAAUACAGUCCAGUGAAAUUUCGUGUACAGGCGCUUUUUCUUGACUGAUUACAACCCAUCGGGCUAGAGAUUUGCAGAAAUGUAAGUUGAUGAUGAUGCUGAUAAACAACAGUUUACUAAAAAUACAUGAUUCUCUCAAGUUUAAAUAGGCCAUUUCCGAGUUGUUUUUUUUUUCUCAUGCAAAAACAACUCAGUUUCAAAGGAAAGAUUUUACACUUAGCCUCGUUUUUUAAGUCAGAGUUUUUGGAACUAAAAAAUGGCCUAUUACUGUAAAUAUGAAAAGAACAAUAUUGAUUGCCCCAUGCAUCAAAAAGUGUUAUAUUUCUAAUGUGCCACUGAGGCCAUAAACUUGAGCACUACUCAGCUCACCUCUACACUCUCUAAACACUCUCGCUGUUAAGUCACAUGACUUCAGACUUCGCGCGCCAGGGAAGUCCUGGAUGUACACGACAAAUACAAAGUAUCUACAAGUUCUAAAACAAAGCUCUGAACAGAACUUUGUGACUUUUUUGCUUUCUAAUGCAUCAUAAUUGUAAUGUCCUUUCGAUUGUUGUGUCUUAGGCGUCAAAAUGGAAAAGAUGUGAAAUACUGAUAUCUGGCAAAGAUAAAAUGAGUAGUAAGACCAACUUGAAGACUGACUCGGAGAUCCGGGAUAGCUAUGAAGCAAAUGAUGACUGUGUCCACGUUUUAAGGACACGGUUUCCUCACCGUGCGGUUACAAAAACGGAACAGCAACUACCAAUCGCCUUUGGUUUCAGUGUCCACAAAGGUGCUCGUUUGUUCGAACAACUUCUGCAAGCUAUCUACAUGCCACACAACGUUUAUUGUAUUCAUAUCGACAAGAAGUCUCCAAACGUCUUUCGUAAAGCAAUACUUGCGAUGAUACGGUGUCUGCCGAAUGUGUUUGUGUCCAAAAAGAGCGCGGAUGUUGUUUGGGGUCAUUUUUCUAUUGUUGAAGCUCAGCUAAACUGCAUGGAGGAACUUUUGCAAUCAACAAUAAAGUGGAAAUAUUACAUUAACUUGGUUGGACAGGAUUUUCCACUUUAUGAAAACAGUCAAAUCGUGGUAGCUUUACAAAAGUUAAACAAUACGAACAGCAUAGAAAGUUUCCCGAUGCCUGGGCAUAAUUCUGAUAGAACUAAGAAAGUUCACAUUUUACAAGACCACACUAUUUACAACACAGGGGCUGAAAAGUUUCCACCGCCCCACGAUAUUCCAAUUCAAAAAGGCUCAACACACAUUGUUGCAAUUAGAGAAUUUAUCGAGUUUCUUCUCCAUAACAAGAUAGGAAAAGACUUUGUUAAUUUCCUGAAGGACACCUAUGUCCCAGAUGAAACAAUUUACUCGUCUUUACAACAGCAUCCUCUGACGCCAGGAGGUCUCCUUGGUGAACAGCAUAAUCACAUAACACGUGCUCUCCACUGGGAUGAUGAGUUUUCCGAUUGCAAAGGCGAAUGGGUUCGAACCUUGUGCUGGUUGUCCAUUGAGGAUUUGCAGUGGGCCUUGGGCGAAACAAUGAAGGAAAAACUAUUUGUUCACAAGAUUCCAUUUGACAAUAAUGAUGACAUAAUAGAGUGUAUUCUAGUGGCAAGACAAGGAAGAACGUAUAACACGACUGCGUGGAACCCAGAAAACCUAGAGAAAAAAUUAAAGAUAAGAGAAUAA